Biomphalaria glabrata is the source of this 814-nucleotide messenger RNA. Its product is annotated as 39S ribosomal protein L23, mitochondrial-like. The coding region runs from base 121 to 627 and encodes 168 amino acids. NCBI's taxonomy places the organism in Eukaryota, Metazoa, Mollusca, Gastropoda, Planorbidae. The record is from RefSeq and is a predicted model, not a curated record. The transcript has 5 exons. Gene Ontology annotation, biological process: mitochondrial translation. Gene Ontology annotation, molecular function: structural constituent of ribosome. Gene Ontology annotation, cellular component: mitochondrial large ribosomal subunit; ribosome.
AAUUGUUUAACUAGAUCUAGAUUAUCUGUAUAAUACUACAGUAUAUCACAAAUAUAAAAAUGGAAAAUAACGUCAACAUACUGUUACUUGAUUGCAACUGGCGUGUAUCAUUGGAACAAAAUGUCGUCCUCCUUAACACUCCGUGGGGCACAACUUUUACCAUUGUAUCGACGUAGAAUCCCAAAGUACCCAAUUUUUUGGAAAGGUGAUCCUCAGAUCAGAGUUUUCUUACCCCAAUUUUGGAUGAGGCUAAUUAAACCUGACUAUGAUAUUCCUUCAAACCAAGUUCAUUUUGAAGUACAUAUUCAAAUGAGUGACUUAGAUAUUAAAAAUUAUCUUGAAAAAAUCUACAAAGUGCCAGUAUUGUCUGUCCAAACUGAAAUUAUUCGAGGUGCUGAUAUAAAACAUAAGACUAAAGGUUUCAUCCAAUCCAGAGAGCCUGACAAAAAGAUGGCCUACCUUGUGUUGGCGGAUGGCCAAAAGUUUACGUUUCCCAACAUAUUUGAAAAGAAACCACCCCCGUCAAAGCAACAGAUGAAAGAGUUCCAGAAAGUGCAACGGGAAGGCCAAUUGGAACAGCAGCAGACGUGGGAGAGAGGCGCAGUGCCUCCGUGGUUUAGGUUUUAACUCGGCACACACCGCACACACAUCUGUAAAUAAGUAGCCUUGUGAAAUAGUGACCUGAUGAAUGAACGUGUUUAGGAGGAACGAAGGGAGAGAACUGAGCGUGAAUGAAAUGUGUUCAUUAUAUACGGAGUUAGCAUUCUUUCUUUUUAAAUUGUUGAUGUGAAAAUAAAUGCUAUAAUAUAACGUU